Molecule: messenger RNA, 2229 nt
Organism: Lucilia sericata (common green bottle fly)
Lineage: Eukaryota; Metazoa; Arthropoda; Insecta; Diptera; Calliphoridae
Exons: 4
Coding region: 1-2229 (742 amino acids)
Source: RefSeq, a predicted model, not a curated record
AUGAUAGAGAUCUCCGCCCUCUUUCGUCAACAAUGCAAAGAAAUGCCUAUUUUAAAGAGAUUUAUUGAGGAAGAAAAUCUUUUGACACCAUCGAAUAAAGAACAAGAUGAUGAUACAAUGGAUAGGCAAAGGGAACCCACGGCUCAAAUGGCACAAGGGGAUCGUACUGAUCUAGUGUGCCAAAAGGAGGCUACGAUACCAUUGUCACAAAAGGAAUCCACGGCACCAAUGUUACAAAGGGAUCUUACUGACCCAAUGUGGCAAAAGGAGCCUGGUGUACCAUUUUUGCUUCAAAGAGAGCAAGGUUUAAUAAAUUCUGGCAGAGGAGUGGAUUUAUUACUAUCUAAUCAAUUUGUGUUUGAUCUGAUUUGCGAUGGGCAAAUAAUUGAUAAAAAGACAAACACAAAGCUACGUAACACGAAGUUAGGUUGGGUAGCAUAUGGACUGAUGAUAGCAAAUGGUUCCAAACCAGAAUCAAGUGUGGUCACAACAAUUCAAACAUCUUGUGAUGAAUUGUUACAAAAGUUUUGGGAAUUGGAUGAGAUUCCAAAAAUGAAUAAUCUCACAGUUGCGGAAAAGCAAUGUGAGCAACAUUUUGAAGAAAACUUUAAAAGACUUACAGAUGGUAAGUUUGAAGUUAAACUUCCAUUUAAAGAUGAACAGAAUAAAUUGGAUAAUUCUACCAUAAUAGCUAAAAGAAGGCCAGAGAGUACAACAACUAAGUUAAGAGUUGUAUUUGAUGCGUCUUGUAAGACAACAACUAAUGUUUCGCUAAAUGAUAUUUUACAUACUGGUCCUAGGCUGCAAGAAGAUCUUUUUAAGAUUUUAUUAAGAUUUAGAAAACAUCGUUAUGUUUUUUCAGCUGAUAUUGAAAAAGUGUAUAGACAAAUCUGGAUUUCUGAAGCUGACAGAAAAUAUCAGUUAAUAUUUUGGCGCUGGAAUCCAGAGGAAACUAUUAAAACAUAUGCUCUUAAAACUGUUACAUAUGGAACAGCUUCGGCUCCAUAUUUAGCAGUAAAAUGUUUACAAAAGAUUACAGAUUGUAAAGAAGACAAUUUUUCAAUUGAAUCAGACGUAAUUAGGAAUGAUUUUUACAUGGACGAUUUGAUGACUGGAGGAGAUUGUAUAGAAUCAUUAAAACGAGUUAGAGAAAAUAUUGACAAUAUAUUGAUGGAGUACGGUAUGCCUUUAAGGAAAUGGUGUACUAACGAAAAAGUAUUGCUCCAAGGUAUUGAUCCCAGUUAUAUAGAAAAUGAUUUAAAUAUAGAAUCAAAUAAUUUGAAUUCUGUUAAAACAUUGGGGAUUGUAUGGAACCCAAAAACAGACAGAUUUAGUUUGAAAUGUAAAUUGGAAUUUCAUAAUAAAAUUUCAAAACGCACAAUUUUAAGCGAAGUUGCUAAGUUAUUUGACCCACUAGGUUUAAUAGGAUCAGUAACGGUGACAACAAAGAUGUUGCUCCAAGAUUUAUGGAAGUUAAAACUUGAUUGGGAUGAUAACGUCCCAGAGCAAAUGACUGAAAAUUGGAUUAAAAUUAAAGACAAUUUCAAAUUUCUCAAUGAAGUAAACGUUCCAAGACUUAUUAUUUGUGUCAAACCAACACAAAUAGAAGUUCAUGGAUUUUGUGAUGCAUCCAUGAAGGCAUAUGGGGCAGCAGUCUAUGUAAGGUUCAUAGACAGCAAUGGGAUAGUUUACUGUCAUUUAGCUGCAUCUAAAUCAAGAAUAGCUCCUAUUAAAAUACUUUCACUGCCAAGAUUGGAAUUAUGUGCAGGGGUGUUAUUAGUUGAGCUAAUAAAAGUAGUAGUCGAUAGCUUUAAGAUAGCAUUCAAUGACAUUUUCUACUAUAGCGAUUCAACAAUAGUUUUGAGUUGUCUUAGAUUAGAUCCCGCACGUUUGCAGAUAUUUGUUUCAAAUAGAGUAAGCUUUAUACAGGCAAAUAGUAACAUAAAUAAAUGGAAACAUGUCAGCUCAGAAGAUAAUCCAGCAGAUCUUAUUUCAAGAGGAUUAUUGGUCAAGGAAAUAGUAGAAAAUAAAUUUUGGUUUAAUGGUCCUAAAUUCUUAUUGAAAAAGGAGCCAUAUAUUUCAAGGAUUUUUGAAAAGUGUGAGAUACCAGAAAUAAGAAAGUCUGCUAAGGUUAUUACAGCUCAAGAGUUUGGUAAAAUAAAUCAUAGGAAUAAUUUUAAUGUUUUGCAAAUUGUAGACCAUAGGCAUCUGGAUGGUGGUCUAAGAUAA